Molecule: messenger RNA, 10585 nt
Organism: Zootoca vivipara (common lizard)
Lineage: Eukaryota; Metazoa; Chordata; Lepidosauria; Squamata; Lacertidae
Gene: PTCH1
Product: patched 1
Biological process (GO): negative regulation of smoothened signaling pathway
Cellular component (GO): plasma membrane
Molecular function (GO): hedgehog receptor activity; hedgehog family protein binding; smoothened binding
Source: RefSeq, a predicted model, not a curated record
UCCUCCUCCUCUUUAUCCAAAUGGAGAGAGUGCCUUCUCCCCCCUCCUCCUCCUCCCCUCCUUCAUCUCAUCUAUUGAAGCAAGGGAGCUGCUGCUUGCUGCUGCAUACACGCAGAGGAAGAAAGAGCGAGAGACACACGCAUCUCGGGGAGAGGGGGAGCCCGGGGAGAUCUUAAGAGACAGCUCUGCACCCAGACAGAAUGAUACAGCCCACCGAGACGGAGGAGAAGCCGCAGCAGCAGCAGCACCGCCGCCGCCACCAGCGCUGAGAUCAAGGCUCCCUUCAAGCCCCCUUUUGCUUCGGCGAGAAAAAGAGACCGGAGGGGGAGUCUGGCUUUUCUUCCCGCGGCCGAACGGUGAGGAGCCUGGAGAGCAAUCGCAGCCCGAAAGGACUAGGCGGGGGGAAGGCGAGCCCGCUGAGAGUGCCUGGCCCCGCUCACCCUCGCACACUGGAUGUGGGACGCGGCGGCGGCGGCGGCGGCGACCUCCGGAUCCUCACGAAAUGUUGCAAUGGAAGGCUCGGGGUCUGACUCGCCGGGAGCAGCUAGAGCAGCAACUUCAGCAGCAGCAGCAGCCAACGCGGUAUGAAGAAGUGGUCUGUCAGCAGCAGCAGCAGAGCGUCGCCCCCGAGCCAGCCCACCCCCGGUCCCGCUGGAUCUGGAUCGUCCCGGAGCAGCAGCAGCAGCGCGCUAGGGGGAACCGCGCGGGACGCAGCCCCUGGGUCGCCAAAACAACAGCAGCGGCUGCGGCGGCAGCCCCGGCUGUGCGGCGGCAACAUGGCCUCAGCUGUUAAUGCCUCCGAGCCGGAGAACAGCAGCGGCGAUGGAGGAGGCGGCGGCGGCGGCUGCAGAGAGCCGGAUGAGCCGGGGAGAAGCGGCAGCAGGAGGCGGAGAAGGACCGGCGGGAACAGACGCGCCGCGCCUCGCGAUCCGGAAUAUCUGCAGCGGCCGAGCUACUGUGAUGCAGGCUUCGCCUUGGAGCAGAUAGCGAAGGGAAAGGCUACUGGAAGAAAAUCACCGCUGUGGCUGAGAGCAAAGUUUCAGAGACUGUUAUUUAAACUGGGCUGUUACAUUCAGAAAAACUGUGGGAAAUUUUUGGUGGUCGGCCUUCUGAUAUUCGGGGCUUUUGCUGUGGGAUUAAGAGCAGCCAAUCUCGAAACCAAUGUGGAGGAGCUCUGGGUAGAAGUUGGUGGACGAGUGAGUCGGGAGUUAAGUUACACGCGCCAGAAGAUUGGAGAAGAGGCCAUGUUUAAUCCCCAACUCAUGAUUCAGACACCGCAAGAGGACUGCGCUAAUGUGCUCACAGCAGAAGCACUCCGACAGCACCUUGAUUCCGCACUUCAAGCCAGCAGGGUACACGUGUAUAUGUACAACAGACAAUGGAAAUUGGAACACUUAUGCCAUAAAUCAGGGGAACCGAUCACAGAAGGUUACAUGGACAAGAUCAUAGAACACCUUUACCCUUGUUUAAUUAUCACACCUUUGGACUGCUUCUGGGAGGGUGCAAAGUUACAGUCGGGGACUGCAUAUCUACCAGGGAAACCCCAUUUGCAGUGGACCAACUUUGACCCCUUAGAAUUCUUGGAGGAGUUAAAGAAAAUAAACUCGCAAGUAGAUACCUGGGAAGAAAUGUUAAGUAAGGCAGACGUUGGACAUGGGUAUAUGGAUCGACCUUGCCUGAAUCCUGAGGACCCUGACUGUCCUAUCACAGCGCCCAACAAAAAUUCAACCAAACCUCUAGACGUGGCCCUUGUUUUAAGUGGUGGAUGCUAUGGGUUAUCCAAAAAAUAUAUGCAUUGGCAGGAAGAGCUGAUCAUUGGUGGCACAGUUAAAAAUGGUACUGGGAAACUUGUCAGUGCCCAGGCUUUACAAACCAUGUUUCAGUUAAUGACUCCUAAGCAAAUGUACGAGCACUUCAAGGGGUAUGAGUAUGUUUCGCACAUCAACUGGAAUGAAGACAAAGCAGCUGCAAUUCUGGAAGCCUGGCAGAGGAUGUAUGUUGAGAUCGUCCAUCAGAGUGUGGCACAAAACUCUACACAGAAGGUGCUUUCCUUUACUACAACUACCCUGGAAGACAUCCUAAAAUCAUUUUCUGAUGUCAGCGUUAUCAGAGUUGCCAGCGGCUACCUAUUAAUGCUUGCCUAUGCCUGUUUAACCAUGCUGCGGUGGGACUGUGCUAAAUCCCAGGGUGCCGUGGGGCUGGCAGGAGUCUUGUUGGUUGCACUCUCCGUAGCUGCAGGAUUGGGGCUGUGCUCAUUGAUUGGGAUUUCCUUUAAUGCUGCCACAACUCAGGUUUUACCCUUUCUUGCUUUAGGAGUUGGUGUAGACGAUGUCUUCCUUUUGGCACAUGCAUUUAGCGAAACUGGGCAGAACAAGAGAAUUCCAUUUGAGGACAGGACAGGAGAAUGUCUGAAACGCACUGGGGCAAGUGUGGCCCUUACUUCCAUCAGUAAUGUUACUGCAUUCUUCAUGGCUGCCUUAAUUCCCAUCCCUGCUCUACGGGCAUUUUCACUCCAAGCUGCUGUGGUUGUGGUCUUCAACUUUGCCAUGGUUCUGUUAAUUUUUCCUGCUAUUUUGAGUAUGGAUCUGUACCGCCGUGAAGAUCGGAGAUUGGAUAUAUUCUGUUGUUUUACAAGCCCGUGCGUUAGCAGAGUGAUUCAGAUUGAACCUCAAGUAUAUGCAGAGGCUGGUGACAGCACGCGCUGCAGCCCUCCACCGCCAUACAGCAGCCACAGUUUUGCACACGAAACCCAAAUCACCAUGCAGUCCACUGUCCAGCUUCGCACUGAAUACGACCCUCAUACCCAGGUUUACUAUACCACCGCAGAACCUCGCUCAGAAAUAUCUGUACAACCAGUCACAGUGACACAAGAUAACCUCAGCUGCCAGAGCCCAGAAAGUACCAGGUCAUCCAGGGAUCUCCUUUCCCAGUUCUCAGAAUCGACACUGCAUUGUCUUGAGCCACCCUGUACGAAAUGGACACUCUCCUCUUUUGCUGAAAAGCAGUAUGCUCCGUUCCUACUAAAACCAAAAGCAAAGCUUGUGGUCAUUUUUCUUUUUCUAGCCUUACUUGGCCUCAGUCUUUAUGGAACUACUCGUGUGAGAGAUGGACUUGAUCUUACAGACAUUGUGCCACGGGAGACACGGGAGUAUGACUUCAUUGCAGCCCAGUUCAAGUACUUCUCAUUCUACCACAUGUAUGUAGUUACGCAGAAAGCGGAUUAUCCCAACAUCCAGCACUUACUUUAUGAGCUUCACAAAAGUUUCAGCGAUGUGACAUAUGUUUUGUUGGAAGAGAACAAGCAGCUUCCCAAAAUGUGGUUGCACUACUUUAGAGACUGGCUGCAAGGGCUUCAGGAGGCUUUUGAUCGCGAUUGGGAAUCUGGGAAGAUCACAUACAACGAUUACAGAAACGGAUCCGAAGAUGCUGUUCUGGCUUACAAGCUUUUGGUUCAAACGGGCAUCCAAGACAAACCCUUUGAUAUUAGCCAGUUGACUAAACAGCGCCUGGUGGAUGCAGAUGGAAUCAUUAACCCCAAUGCUUUCUACAUCUACCUGACAGCCUGGGUUAGCAAUGACCCUGUGGCAUAUGCUGCCUCUCAAGCCAACAUCCGGCCCCACCGACCAGAAUGGGUCCACGAUAAAGCAGACUAUAUGCCAGAAACCAGGUUGAGAAUCCCGGAAGCUGAGCCUAUUGAAUAUGUUCAGUUUCCUUUCUACCUCAAUGGACUGCGCGACACUUCUGACUUUGUGGAAGCUAUUGAGAAAGUGAGAGCAAUCUGCAAUAACUACACCAGCCUCGGGGUUCCCAGUUACCCCAAUGGAUACCCGUUCCUGUUCUGGGAACAAUAUAUUGGACUCCGUCAUUGGCUCCUUCUGUCCAUCAGCGUGGUUCUGGCGUGUACGUUCCUGGUGUGUGCCCUCUUCCUUCUGAACCCUUGGACAGCUGGGAUCAUUGUGGUGGUGCUGGCUCUGAUGACGGUGGAACUCUUUGGCAUGAUGGGUCUUAUUGGGAUAAAACUGAGUGCCGUGCCUGUAGUCAUCCUGAUUGCUUCUGUUGGAAUCGGAGUGGAGUUCACUGUUCACAUUGCCUUGGCCUUUCUGACUGCCAUGGGAGACAAGAACCACAGGGCUGUCCUUGCCUUAGAGCACAUGUUUGCACCUGUGUUGGAUGGAGCUGUGUCUACGCUGCUCGGUGUAUUAAUGCUUGCAGGAUCCGAGUUUGACUUUAUUGUCAGGUAUUUCUUUGCUGUUUUGGCAAUUUUAACAAUCUUGGGUGCUCUGAAUGGACUGGUGCUACUCCCCAUUCUCCUUUCCCUUUUUGGACCAUAUCCUGAGGUUUCCCCUGUCGAUGGAAGGAGCAGGUUACCUACGCCAUCUUCUGAGCCUCCCCCAAGCAUUGUGAGGUUCACCAUACCACCUGGUCAUGCACAGAAUGGGUCAGAUUCUUCUGAUUCUGAGUACAGUUCUCAGACCACAGUAUCUGGAAUCAGUGAGGAGCUUCAUCAGUAUGAGUCCACUCAAAGAUCUGGUGCCCCAGUCCGCCAAGUAAUUGUUGAAGCAACUAAAAACCCAGUAUUUGCCAGAUCCACUGUGGUUCAGCCGGAUACAAGGUAUUAUCAGCCAAGCCCAAGAUCACAGGCUUACCAAGAGUCUGGAUCCCAGCAAACAUGGCAUCAAAAUAAGCAGCCCAAAAGAGAACCAAGGGAAGGACUCCGGCCACCCCCUUACCGACCGCGCAGGGAUGCUUUUGAAACGUCUACUGAUGGGCACUCCUGCCCUAGUAACAGGGACUGCUCUGGCCAGAGAACUCGUUCUCAGAACAACAGAAACGCAGCCUUUACUGCGACGGGCACUUCAGUGCCUGCGUACGGCCAGCCUAUCACUACUGUGACUGCCUCAGCAUCAGUUACUGUUGCUGUGCACCCUCCUAUGCAUGGCCACAAUACUCGCGGAGGAGGCUUUCCAUCCUACGAAGGAUACCACGAAAGCGACCAUGGACAAUUUGAGGACCCUCACGUGCCUUUCAAUGUCCGGUGUGAGAGGAGGAACUCUAAAGUAGAAGUAAUAGAAGUGCAAGAUGUUGAAUGUGAAGAGAGGGCUCGUGGCAACAGCUCGGAUUAAGGGAAAUAACUGAAGCAAAGAAGAGGCCAAAGAUGGGAAACCUCUUUCCAGAACUGCUUGAAGAGAAACUGCUUGAAGUUAUGAAGAAGGCCAAUGUUGCGUCAGAGCAACAGUUCACCAUUACUGUAACCUAUUGUAUUAUUUUGUGAAAUAUUUCUAUAAAUAUUUAAAAGAUGUACACAUAUGUAAUAUACAAGAGAAACCGUGUAAAGUAGUAUAAUCUGGAGUUAUUUUGACUCCUGUUUAAUGGAGUGGGGACUGUUUUGUUUGUGCUCUGUUUGUACAUUGAUCUCUGUGCCACAACUAAGCUUAAUCUAGUCGUAAAUUUCAGCAUAUGUUUGCUGCUGCUUAAAAUAUUGUAUAAUUUACAUGUAUAAUUCUAUGCAAAUAUUGCUAAUGUAUUAGGGUUGGUUUGUUUGUUUGUUUUGUAAAGGUACAUGUGUGUGUGUGUGUGUGUGUGUUAAAGUAUUUUAAAAAUUUCAAUAUCACAGCCCUGUGGUAGUGAUAUGUUUCUGUUAACUUUCAAACACGCUAUGCGUGAUAAUUUUUUUCUUUUUCUGUUUUUUUUUUCUUUUAAAAAAACGAGCAGAUAUGAAGAGCAGUAUGUUUAACCUUGAUAAGUAACUGUGUGGGGGGGCUUCAUUUUGUGGUGUGUGUGUGUGUGUGUGUGUGUGUGUGAGAGAGAGAGAGAGAGAGAGAGAGAGAGAGAGAGAGAGAGAGAGAGAGAGAGAGAGAGAGAGAGAGAAGUUGUAUACUGUAGUUACUUUAUGGAGCACUGACUAUCAGGAAUUUCCAUCACAUGCCCCACUGAAAUUCUUAUUGUGUGUUCGAGUAUAUGGUUCUUGUGCUGUGCUAAUCCAAUGGGUCGUGUGCAAGAGAUUUCCUCAGAAGUGUGCGCUUACUGUGUAAUCCUUCUUGACCUUGAAAACCAACCCAUGGUGGUUAAGGCUCCAGUAUUGCACGUGUACUUGUGAGCAGGUUCCAGUGAAAUUAAUGGGACUUCCAUGAGUGGUAUUCCACUUGAAAUCAAAGUUAGUCUUGACUGAGUUCAUUGAUUUCAGUGGUCUACUCUGGGUAUGUAUGUAACCACAUGUAGCAUUGCACCUAACUUUGUAAAGAAAGAAAGAAAAGAAAAGAAAAUAUUCUAAGAGCUUAACAGCUGCUACGGACAUUCAUCAAAGAACAGAGAUAAAGGAGAAGCGUGGACAGAUGGGGAUCAGCAUUUGUGGGUUCUAGUUCCUGUUGUACCACAUUUGAUUUUAGGCAAACUACUUAAUCUGCCUGUAUCUCAUUGCUCAUAUGUACUAUGGUUAGAAUUGUGUCUCUCAGCGGUGAUGAAGGUUUUUAUCCCCAGUGAAUCAUACGACAAGAACGCAUAAUAAAGUGUUGCUUGAAGCUAAAGGCUGGUGAAAGCCUUGGCGUGUGCUAAUUGCAUAUAUAUAUAGAGAGAGAGAGAGAGAGAGAGAGAGAGAGAGAGAGACAGUCGUUGCUACAUUCUGAACAUAGUACAACUAAUAUAGUUGCCAUAGUGCCGUAUAUCCCCAUAGUUUCAGAAAACUUCAGGUAAAUAAAAGGCAGCUUCCAUUCAGGAAGCAGUUGAACUGGUCUCUUAAUACAUCCAAGUUAUUAACCCUAGGAGAGGCACAGCCCUGUUUUGAUAAUGUUUGAACUGGAAGGACCAGUGGUGGAAAGAGAGACCUGAGCAAGAAGGGAUGGCAUUGUUGCAGUGGUACAUAAGCUACUGUUUAGAAGGGCACCAAAGCUCAACCUACAGCUCCAGCUUCCUGUCCAACGUGAAAAAUGCUUGUGGCCCCAAUUGGGCCCUAGCAGUGUCACAAUGUCAGAUGAUAAAACAAGGACAAAAGCUCUGCAACAGAACAGUACGCUAUGAAUUGCAAGCUACCUUUCACUGCCAAGAGUUGCAGCAGCAGAGGUCAUGAUGGUGCCCCAUGGAUUAUGCUUUGGGCCACUCACUCUGCACUCUAGCCCCAUGAUUAUUAUUAUUUAAACAGGAAGAAAAGCAGAAAGUGGAAAAGGCUUUGAUGUUCAAUAGCUCCUUCACCUUGGCCUGUGUGUGUGUGUGUGCGUGCGUGCAUGAGAGAGGUCCCCCCCUCUUUUUUGUGGGGUGCCUGCUCCUUGGUGCAUAGUAUAGACCAUCUGUCUUCUUGUCACAUUGGCAAAAAGAGAUCUCAGUGGCUGGCUGUUCUGUUUUUUCGUUUUGUUUUUUAAUAAAAAACUUUAAUUUUUGUUGAUAUUUAUAUUUUUGUAUCAUAAGAAUGUUUUCUUACAGUAUUUGUCAUGCCAGUUUAUAACAAACACAAUGCAGGGAUUUUAUUUCUAUUGGAAACACUAUUACAGCUAUGUUUCUACUUUUUAAUGGAAUCUUUAUUUGUAUAGAAUGCUUACUAAUGUUAAAUAGGAAGAGAGUAUAUAACAUUUACAACAUUAAGGACUCAUUUUGUAGCUUUUUAGAGUGAGGAGUUAAAAGGAAAAAAAAAUAUUCAGACUGGGUCUCAUUGCCUGCUUGUUUUGAGCAGAAAUGGGUUGUGUUUCAGUUACAAAGAUAAAAGUAUGCCAUAUAAUUUAUUUAUAUGAAAAUUUAUUUUUGUAGUGUAUAUAGUAGCCCUCAAUUCUUUUGACAGAAUUAUAUUUUUAAAGAGUUUAUAUGUAAUGAUGAUACCAUUAUGUUUUGGAACAUUACUGAGACAUAAAUACAAUGCACAUUUUUUAAUGACAAGUCCCAUUUGCAAACAAAGAAAAUGUUAACAGUGUUAAAAGAGAGUGUGGAUAUUCAUGUCAUUCUGAACUGUUUUAGUUGCCAUUUUGCGAUCUAGCAUGGUUCUCAAUUUUAAAUCAUGAGUGAAAAUUUGUACAAACUCUCUAAACUUUAAUGUUCAAACACUGAUAGAAAUUCUAACAUGAAUAAAAAAUAUUAUAACUUAUUGGUUACGUAUUUAAUUGUUUGUGGAAUGUUUAUUUAAAACACGGAGAGUUGUAUUGUUUAAUUCGAGUCAGGCAAUGCAGCAGAAACAAUGCUAUAGACAAACCUUUUUAGAUGAUGCAAUUUGUUAGGUUAAAAUUCCAUUCAUUCAUUCAUUCAUUCAUUUAUAUUCCACCAACGAACUCAAGGUGGUGUACCUAAUUCUCACCCCCACCCUGAUUUUAUCCUCACAACAACCCCGUCACCCAGUGAGCUUCAUGGCUGAGUGGGGAUUUGAACCCUGGUCUCUCCUGUGUUGGUCCAUCUCUCUAAGCACUACACCACACUAGCUCUCAAUAUUAAAGUAGGUCUCCCAAGUGCACAGCCAAAACUUUGUCUCUGGUGGACUGAGACUGCUCUACUACUCACCAGAAAAGGCAGAGAGAACUAAAAGAGGAGCCCGACUGCAUCAGACCAAAGGUUUCUCUAGCCCAACUUCCUGUUCUCACAAUUGUCCACCAGAUUCCUAUGGAAAGCCCGGAGGGGAUGCCAGGAAACAGGGAAUUAUGUUCACAUGCGGUGGAGGUGUAAUAAAUAUGUACAAUUCUUUGGGCAACGGGUGUUUAAGGAGAUAACAGAAACCACUAAUUUACGAUGGGGUGGAAGGUUUGCAGGCUAUGAUGGAGUCGCUCACAAAUUAUUAUAGCUGCUAAGAAGUGGAAGAAGAGGCAAGCAGAGUAUAAAAUGGAAGAAUGGUACAAAGAAGUGUGGUAUAUUGUGCCAUUAAGGUAAGGCGGGGAAUAUGCAGAAGAAAUUAUUUUGAGGAGAUAUGGAAGGUGUUUGUAGAAUUUGUACUGUUAAAAUGGAAAGGGCUCAAAUCAUCACAAGAGGUGUUGAAAUUUUGGGAGGUUGGAUGGUUACAAUGGAAUGGUCUCGGGGGUUGAGUUCACAUUUUUAUUCUUAUUUAUUUAUUAUUAUUACUUUGUAAAUAAAGGGGGGGGAGCCCGGAAACAGGACAUGAGGGCGAUAGGACCCUCCUUGUUCCUGGAUCCCCAUAAACUGGUAUGCAGAGGCAUAUUACCUCUGAAACUGGAGACAGUACAUAACCAUCAUGGUUAGUAGACAUUUAUAACCUAAUCCUGCAUGAAUUUGAUGCCUAUCACUACAUUUUAUGGUAGGAAAUUCUGUAGUAACCAUAUGUCAUGCAAAGAAAUUGGAUUCUCUGGCACCAGAUCCAGACCAUAAGCCAGGUUAGUAUGUUGCAGCCAAAACAACAGCAUUGUAGCACCUUCAAGGCUAAUAAAUUAUAUGUAUUGCAGCAUAAACUGUCCAUUUUAUCUUGCAUUUGGCAAAGUGGGCAUUUGCCCACAAAAGCUUAUAGUACAAAUUUAGGCCUGGUCUCUAGAUUUCUGAAGGACAGUCAGACUCAACUACAUUCGUCACAGUAAUACGGUUUGAAUGCGUUAUAAACAUCCAACACCAGAUGGCACCAGAGAGCAAACAAGUUAUAUGGAUUUUUAGGAAAGGUAAAGGGACCCCUGACCAUUAGGUCCAGUCGUGACCGACUCUGGGGUUGUGGCGCUCAUCUCGCUUUAUGGGUCAAGGGAGCCGGUGUACAGUUUCCAGGUCAUGCGACCAGCAUGACUAAGCCGCUUCUGGUGAACCAGAGCGAACGGAAACAUCGUUUACCUUCCCGCCUAUUUAUCUACUUGCACUUUGCACUUUGACGUGCUUUUGAACUGCUAGGUGGGCAGUCACUGAUAGUACAGAUGACUCCCAACUUAGGCUGUGGUUACGUUCUAGGGAUAGCGCCGAAAGCCAGAAUCACGUAUGGUUAAAACGCUUUGGGUUUAAUGGCUGGUGGGAUUGUCAAAGUAUUUCUCCCCCCACCCCCAGCUGCUCGCCCCUUUUCUGCCCCUUUUAAAAUUUAUUAAGAAUUUUUGCCAAGCGUGUAAAUCUGAAUGCACACAAAUUAAAUAAGCGUUAAGUUGUGAGUUAUCUGCAUACAAUGCUUUUGGGGCAACUAGGUUAAAUGGUCAGAAAAAUAUAUACACCUGUACAUGCCUGGAAUUCAAUCAGAAGCUGGAAUGGCUUUCAUGCAGGAAAUCAGUACAAACCAUAGUGAUUGUUGCACCUGUUGGGUAAGUUGGUGACCUGGACCUACAAACACAGCCAGUUAUGUCAGUAACUCCCAGUAACUCCCACUCUCUACAGCAGGCAUCCCCAAACUGCGGCCCUCCAGAUGUUUUGGCCUACAACUCCCAUGAUCCCUAGCCAACAGGACCAGUGGUCAGGGAUGAUGGGAAUUGUAGUCCAAAACAUCUGGAGGGCCGAAGUUUGGGGAUGUCUGCUCUACAGGGUGCUGUCUCCAACCAUUGGGCCAUCCAGCUCGUUACUGGCCACACUGACUAGCAGUGGCUCUGCAGCAUUUCAGACAAGGAAUGCUUCCAAACUCACCUGGAGAUGCUGUGGAUUGAAACUGGGACCUUUUGCAUACAGUGCAGAUUUUCUCCCUAAUGCUGUGUGUGUGUGUGUGUGUGUG